Molecule: messenger RNA, 2101 nt
Organism: Micropterus dolomieu (smallmouth bass)
Lineage: Eukaryota; Metazoa; Chordata; Actinopteri; Centrarchiformes; Centrarchidae
Gene: pip5kl1
Product: phosphatidylinositol-4-phosphate 5-kinase-like 1
Exons: 10
Coding region: 192-1535 (447 amino acids)
Biological process (GO): phosphatidylinositol metabolic process
Molecular function (GO): phosphatidylinositol kinase activity
Source: RefSeq, a predicted model, not a curated record
GAGACAUUAUUGUACUUGUUACUUAUUGCGCUGUAACAAAUGUACACAUACAGUAAUUGAACAUUUAAGAUUUGUUUUAAUGAAGAGCUGUGAUGGUUGGAGGAGCAGCUUUAUGCCCACAGCACAGCCCAUGAAGCGAUGAUCCCUUUGUGUUGGUCUCCAUAGUUACCCUGUCAAAGACUCCACUGACAAUGGAGAUGUCAGCGGCUACAGGUGGCCUGGGGAUGUCUGGUCACCGUCAGCACUCCGGCACAGUGAAAAGGAGGAGGUGGGGUGGUUUGAGGCAGCAGUGGAAGCUCCUGGGCUUGUUUGAGAUCGAUCAGCAGCACGAGUUCUACAGUCUGACCUGCAUGAUGAAGGAGGGAUUGGCAGCAGCCACCCAAAACACCACACACAACGCACCUACAAAUGAACUGUCAGAUGAUGAUUUCAGAUUAGAGGUCACUCAGAUUCAUAAGGAUUUUACAAUGGAGACGUUUGCAGGACCGGUGUUUGCUAGCCUGCGUGGCUCUUUGGGAAUGACAGAGCAGGAGUAUCAGCAGUCGCUCUGUUCUGAAAACUGCUACCUGCAGUUCAUCAGCAACUCCAAGAGCAAGGCCGACUUCUUUCUGACAAAUGACAAACGCUUCUUUUUGAAGACCCAGAACAAAAGGGAAAUCAAAUUCCUUCUGGCCAACCUGAAGAUCUACAUGGAACAUCUGAGGAAAUAUCCCCAUUCACUGCUGGUCAAGUUCCUAGGUGUUCACAGGAUCAAAAUCCCACACAGACGGAAGAAAUACUUCAUUGUUAUGCAAAGUGUGUUUUAUCCAGAUGAUCGAAUCAAUGCCAGGUACGACAUUAAGGGCUGUGAGGUGAGUCGCUGGACAGAGCCUGCACCAGAGGGAAGUCAGAUUAUUGUUGUUCUCAAAGAUCUCAACUUUGAAGGCCAGUACAUCACUCUGGACCGGCAGCGUCCCUGGCUCAUGCGGCAGGUGGAGAUCGAUACACACUUCCUCCAGAGGCUCAAUGUGUUGGACUACAGUCUCCUCCUGGCUCACCAGCCCUUACACCACGAUGAGCGCCACCAGAGUCUCUCCUUUGCUACUCUCAUCAUGAGAACCAAAAAAUCAGUGAAUCCAGGCUCCAGCCCUCUCCAUGCAGGCAUUGCUGCUGUCCCUGGGGCAGUCCCAGAAGAUGACUCCACCUUACUUUUGUCAGAAAGAGAUGGCAGAUGUCUGAGGCAAUCACAAGCAGGAGAUGCAUCAGGUGGUGGAAGCCUUCAAACAUGCCCAGACAGUGAUGCAUCUGAGCUUCCUGACUUCAGGACUCAAAACCGACGUUUACUGCCCAACUUAAAGAAUCCUCUGCAUGUGAUCGAUGGGCCCGAGCAACGCUACUUCAUCGGCAUCAUUGACAUUUUCACAGUUUACAGUUUUAAGAAGAGACUGGAGCAUUUGUGGAAGAGGCUGAGACAUCCAGGCCGGUCCUUCUCCACCGUCAGUCCGCAGACUUACUGCCUCAGGCUAUGUCAUUGGGUACAGGACCAUACCAAGUAGACCCUGCAUGAGUGGUGGAGACUUCCUACCAACUCUAACUACGCAUGUCUAAACAACUAAAUGGUCACACACAUGCACACACAAUCAUUUCAUCUUCCACAUGCUCAUAACACAAGCCUGACUUCUAUUGCUUUGUAUUUGUUCCAUUUUGAGCAUAGAAAAUAUUAAGAAAUCAGAUUAUAAAAUAUCAAAUAUUUUCUGCAGGCAUGUAAAUUAUAUUUUGUAGAGAAAUUUGUAUCAAUACAAUGAGACUGCUGAUAUGCAAAGAAUCAUUUCAAACAAAGAAAGUAUUUUGUACUCACCAAAUUUAUUGCUGUCUACUACAUAGUACUUUUUGUGAAACAGUCAAAUAAACAAAACAAACUGCAAAUGUGUUUAAACCCACUUUGUGUCCAACUUUUAGAAACAGCCAAAACCAACUCCACUUCUCCAUGUGGCUGAAAUUACGCCAUGUUUUCACAUGUUGAAAGUGCUGGCAAACUUUAAAUAUACUGUAGCAGGGAUUUUGAAAGAGAGUAAAUUAAUGACACUAAAUAAAAAAGAUUAUUAUUGUGAGCCUAUGCGGA